UCUGUGAUAAGGAUUACUACUCACACAAACUUCUCUGCAGAGGGUUAAGCACAAUCUGGAACCAAUAUGUUGGACCUGUGUCGCAGGAGGAAAGUACUCGUCAUCAUCAUCUUCUUCUGCCUUUUUGGAAACCUGAUUUACUGGCGGCCUUCAAUAUUGAACAGGUUCCUUCAGCAUGAACCUGGAGAGUCCCAAUCUCUCCCUGUCCCUGGAGAGUCCCAAUCUGUCCCUGUCCCUGGAGAGUCCCAAUCUGUCCCUGUUAAAAUGAAAAACACAACUGUUGUUCUAGUGUGGUACUGGGCUUUUGGAAUCAAGCAGCACUGGCAGGGCGAUGUGUGCAAAGACAGAUAUGGCAUACCCAAUUGUAUUUUGUCAGAUGAUCGGUCACUGUUUCCUCAGGCAGAUUUUAUCGUUUUCCACAACCGUGAGCUGAUUGAGAGAAAGGAAAGGCUGCCUGAACACUUGCCCCGCCCACCUAAUCAGGCAUGGGUGUGGUUUUCCAGGGAAAGCCCUGCUUACAAUGGAGACACCGGAUUCUUGGCUGGUAAAUUUAACUACACCCUUUUCUACCGGCGCGAUGCAGACUUUUUUAACCCAUUUGGUUUCUUGGUGCCACGAAAUUCUACUGGAAUGACGCUUGAUAAUCUUAUACCAAAGGAAAAGUCUUACUUGGCAUGUUGGGUCGUAGGCAACUAUCAGCCUUAUUAUGAGCGGACAAAGCUGUACCUUAAAUUGAAACAGGUCAUACCAAUUGAGUGGUGGGGGGCAGCAGCACACAGAGGCCUGCAUGGUGACCUCUUGUUACCCACAAUGUCUCAGUGCUACUUCUACCUGUCCUUUGAGAAUUCAAUCUUCCGAGAUUACAUCUCGGAGAAGGUGUGGAGAAACGCCUUUCAGUCUGGAGCUGUGCCAGUAGUAUUAGGCCCGCCCCGGAAGAACUACGAGGAGAUGUUGCCAGAAGGUUCAUUCAUUCACGUGAAUGACUUUAAGAACGUAGCGGAGCUUGGAGCAUUCCUUAAGAAACUGGCUGGGGAUAAGGAACGCUAUGCAUCAUAUUUUAAAUGGAAACUGAACUACACUGUGCAAACCUUUAUGGGCAAUGAGCAUUGGCUGGUGGAACCGUUUUGUCGAAUCUGUGCCAAACAAAGCACCUUACAAAGGCCAAAGGUUUAUAAGGAUUUACAUGGUUGGCAAUGGACAUGAAAUAUGAAACAAACAUAACUACUGACAAGUGUUGCCGGCAGGGCCCUAAAUUAACAUUUUUCACCACAGGCCAAAAUGGCUAGUAGAUUAAAUCUUACUAGCAAAACACAGACCCACUAAUGGGUCAAAGUGGCUAGUAAAUUGACCUUUUCUACCAGCCAAAAUGAAAUGUCACUAGCAUUUGGCUGGUUGGCUGGUGUUAAUUUAGAGCCCUGGUUGCCGGGAACAACAAAAUGUGACCCUGCGGCCUGUUUUUGUGCCCUUUGGAGCUCCACCGAAGAUAUGGGGCACCUAAGUCACGCCCUCUACUUCCUGGUUCAUGGGGCAGAGGGAGUCAAAAGAUGAUUCCUGGGCUUGAAAAUGAGUGAAUUUUGGAUUUGUGGUGCAUUGGUGGAGAUCCAAGGUUUGGAUUGGUGUCAAAAAACACUCAUUUUCAAGCGCAGUAAUUAUUUUUUUACUCUCCCUGCCCCAUGAACCAGGAAGUAGAGGGCGUGACUUAGGUGCCCCAUUGGGUUUGGUGAUAACGGUUGAUAUCCAAGUGCAUUCAUAUGAGCAAGUCAAUGCAGUAACACUAAUAACUUAUAGUAAAUGGUUUUUUGCUUGAAACAUCCGGGCUAUGCGGGGAAAGCAUUUUUUGUGAGUCUAACUAAGCUGACAAGUCUGUAUUCACUUGCCCGGACUAAUGGCUACACCAGGGGUGGGGAACCUCUGUCUCGAGGGCCAUUUUAUCCCGCCCCCGAUAUGAUUUUAAUAUUAUAUAGCUUCACAUGAAAUAUGACAAAUUUUGUAAAGGAAUAUUACAAAUUACCUUUGCAAUACAACUUAGUUAUAUUCAGGGUUCCUAGAGAAGCUGGGGACUGUUUUAAAGAUAGCCGCCUUCAAUAUAGGCCCAAAGUGCAGGGGGAAAUCCUAGUUUGUGUUCAUAAUACGGCCCUCGGAGGACGUUUACGGCUCUCAAAUGAAAAAGGUUCCCCACCCCUGGGCUACACCAUAUCACUCAAUAUCACCAAACCCAAUACCUAAGGAAGUGUUCCAAAUGACGAAACUUUUCCUUUCAAUUGCACGUUACCUUGUGCAAACAAGUGUAGCCUAUAUACUUGCCACAGAGCCAUAAGAGCACUACGCACGGAGCCCUAUCUCGCGUCUGUCGUAAAGUCUUCACGAAAAAAAUGUGGGAAAUUCUGUGGGAAAUUCUGGGGGAAAUUCUAGGUUGUCUAGUCUAUUCUAGUCAAGCUGCCGGCCGUGCAAAAAUGCCAACGCAAAUGCCAACGCAUGCAUAUCGUAAAUCAACCACGUAGUUUUCAAUGCAUAUCGUAAAUCAACCACGAGACUGAAACCGUAAAUCAACCACGAAACACGGGCAAUAACGUGAAUUCACCACGUCCUUGUACAUUCUGCCUAGAAUUUCCCCCAGAAUUUCCCACAUUUUUUUCGUGAAGACUUUACGACAGACGCGAGAUACGGUUGACGCACGAUAGUGGAGGUAUCAUCAAUGGGGCAGAUAGCCAACGGGGCCCUCAUUAAUAUUUCCCACCCUUUCUUGACUCUACUGUGACCUCAGUAUGAUAGUUUGGAAGAUCACGGUUGUUCCAAUACUGCACUGUACACAUGUGUCUGUGUGCAUUAUGUCAGGAGACAAAAUUAAAGUAUGCGUGGCAAUGUGUUCCUCCAUGAAAUGUGCAUCCUACAGCAGGCCUAUCCUGGCCCGACGUACUUCACUAUGAUAACUUUAUUGUCUAUUUGCACAGAAAUUUGCCUUGCAUGACACAUCUGUUUAUUCAGUAGUAGAAUAAAGGUAUGAAUGUGUUGAUGGUUAGAAUGUAUGAACAGAAAUGCAAACAUAGUUGACCAAACUUUUGACCUUUUCCUAUAUUUCUUGAAAAUGUUGUAUGAUGUGAGAAAUGCAAUUAAAAUGCGAUCAAUUUCAAUGAAUCAAUCUGAAAGCCUCUGGUCAAUGCGAUAACACUUUUAAAAAGAGUC
Messenger RNA from Engraulis encrasicolus (European anchovy), 3183 nucleotides. RefSeq names its product alpha-(1,3)-fucosyltransferase 7-like. Gene Ontology annotation, molecular function: alpha-(1->3)-fucosyltransferase activity. Bases 67 to 1203 code for a protein of 378 amino acids. Gene Ontology annotation, cellular component: membrane. The transcript is spliced from 2 exons. NCBI's taxonomy places the organism in Eukaryota, Metazoa, Chordata, Actinopteri, Clupeiformes, Engraulidae. The record is from RefSeq and is a predicted model, not a curated record.